Molecule: messenger RNA, 404 nt
Organism: Sphaeroforma arctica JP610
Lineage: Eukaryota; Ichthyosporea; Ichthyophonida
Exons: 1
Source: RefSeq, a predicted model, not a curated record
CACCCUUAGAUACAACAGCAUUGUGUAUUCCGAAAAAAACACACGCACAAUUCAUUCAUCCACACUUGCAUUUUUUUCCACACCGACCAGCACAGUCAAGCAUCCGUACACAUAAAAGCGUAUACACGUAUAGCGUUUGAACGCACACAUUACUUUAUAUCAUCAUGAACGAUCCGAGCAAGCGCGACUUCCAAAAUGAAUUAGAACGUAAAUUGCAUCAGCCCUAUGGUGCAGUUGAAAGGACAGGCUCUGGGCUCACAAGCGCGGCACAGACUGUGUACUACAAUGGGGCCUUCCCCAGUGUAACUCAGUCUCCACCACAAAGUAAAGAGCAUAGGAAGUCUGUGGGCAAGUUAGACCCGUCUCCGAGGGCAAGCGUAGGUGCCAGUGGUAACGGGAAAGGG